Cheilinus undulatus (humphead wrasse) is the source of this 2566-nucleotide messenger RNA. It is a transcript of the gene scarb1, whose product is annotated as scavenger receptor class B, member 1. Gene Ontology annotation, biological process: plasma lipoprotein particle clearance; cholesterol import; cholesterol efflux. Gene Ontology annotation, cellular component: cytoplasm; caveola. The record is from RefSeq and is a predicted model, not a curated record. Gene Ontology annotation, molecular function: low-density lipoprotein particle binding; lipid binding; scavenger receptor activity. Bases 268 to 1800 code for a protein of 510 amino acids. The transcript is spliced from 14 exons. Lineage: Eukaryota; Metazoa; Chordata; Actinopteri; Labriformes; Labridae.
AACUUCAACUCCCAGAAUCCUCGGCGCACUCGGAGGCGUAACGAGCAGAGUAUAAGUACGAUGACAACAGAAGCUAGGUCAACAAUACCUAUCAGAGGUGUUAAAAGCCGGCUCAGAGAGCGGACUUUAGAUUAUUACAGCAGCUGAUAAACCGUAGACGUCGGUGUCUCAUUUACAGCUAGCUUACUCUGAUUAGCAGCGCUGCUAACGGCGGGUAAACAAGCUAACCCGGGUUCAAGACUCCGCUGUCAGCUGUCAGACCAAAACAUGGCCAGUAAAGCCAAAGUGGCGGUGGGCUUCGUGGUGGUGGGGGUCCUGUCGGUGUUAUUUGGGACGAUUCUGACUUUCGUGGGACCGAUAAUCAUCGACGACCAGAUAGUGAAGAACACAGUGAUCGACCCCAAAAACACCAUGUCCUACACCAUGUGGAAAGACGUCCCCGUUCCCUUCUACAUGUCCGUGUACUUCUUUAACGUCCUCAACCCGCAAGAGAUCCUGAAGGGAGAGAAGCCCAUGGUGGAGCAGAAAGGACCCUACGUGUACAGGAAGCGCAUUCAGAAAGACAACAUCACGUUUCAUCCCAACUACACGGUGUCCUACAGGGAGUACAGGAGGUACUUCUUUGAACCGUCCAUGUCUGCAGGGAGCGAGUCUGACAUCGUCACCAUUCCUAACAUGUUGGUCCUGGGCGCCUCAGUGAUGAUGGAAAACCUGCCCUACCCAGUGCGUUUAAUGAUCAGCGCCACCUUCAAAACCUUCAAAGAGGGGCCCUUCCUGACCAAGACGGUCGGGGAGCUGAUGUGGGGCUACGACAGCGGGCUGGUUGAUUUCCUCAACAAAUACCUGCCUGGCAUGCUGCCUUCUUCAGGAAAGUUCGGCCUCUUUGCUGAGUUCAACAACUCCAACACCGGCCUGUUCACCAUCAACACCGGGAAAGACGACAUCAGGAAAGUCCAUGGAGUCGACUCGUGGAACGGCCUGACUGAGCUGCCUUACUGGAAGACACCUCAGUGCAACAUGAUCAAUGGGACAGCGGGACAGAUGUGGCCCCCCUUCAUGACUAAAGAGAGCACACUACCUUUCUACAGCCCAGACGCCUGCAGAUCUAUGGAGCUUGUUUACCAGCGACCAGGAGAGAUGCACGGGAUCCCUCUGUAUCGUUAUGUUGCACCUAAAACCUUGUUUGCAAACGGUACUGAUUACGCCCCCAAUGAAGGCUUCUGCCCCUGCAGACAAUCCGGUCUGCUGAAUGUCAGCAGCUGCCGCCACAAUUCUCCCGUUUUCAUCUCUCACCCUCACUUCUACAACGCCGACCCGGUGCUGCUGACCUACGUGAACGGCCUGAAUCCAACUGAAGAUGAGCACGGCCUCUUCAUCGACAUCCACCCAGAAACAGGCGUCCCUCUGAACGUAUCAAUCCGUCUGCAGCUCAACCUCUACAUGAAGAGCGUGUCGGCCAUCACAGAGACUGGGAAGAUCGCAGAGGUGGUGAUGCCAAUGAUCUGGUUUGAGGAGAGCGGUUACAUCGACGGCCCCAUCCUCACCACGUUCCACACAAACCUGGUCAUCCUCCCCGCCGUGAUGGAGUACAUGCAGUACAUAUUCAUCGCCCUCGGCCUGCUGACGAUACUCAUCGCCUCCCUGGUGCAUCACAGGAUUAAGAGGUCUAGAAACGCUGCAAAUAUCCCCAGUGUGUCCACAGUGUUUAGCAACCCCGGGGCUACGGAAAAAGGGCAGAUUAAAGCCUCAUAUGACCAUGAAACAAAGGAGAAAUGUUUCAUAAGUAACUCAGAGAAAUAAACGUGAAGGUGGAGCAGCAGCUGAUGGAAACCGGAGCACUAAAACCGAAGAGAAGGACCCUCUAUUACAAGACGACACAGACUGACACACAAUCACAAACAUAAAAACACACACAUAUCUAUCAAACACAGCUGGUGUUGUGGACUCACCGAUGGCUAAUGGGUUUUUAGCCUGUUGAACAGAAACUGUCGCACGGUGCUCCUCUCGCUGUGCUUCCUGUGAAGCUUCGUCUCAUUUUACUGUAGAGUCGAUGAAACCCUGGGCUGAACAAUCACGUCUUUAAAUGUGUUUUUGUGUCGAAGCUGUCGGGUUGAGACUUUUCAUCUCUUCAGGCAGAGCUGCUGAAGACGCUCUGCCACUUAGAACCACUUUUUGUAAAAAGAAACCAAAGCAAUCCCGCUCUCUCCAUUUAAACGGGAUGGUUUGUGUGUUUAUUUUGCUCGGCUCAGUUUAUUCACAAUGUUUACAUCAGGAGCAGUUUUAGACAGUUACAAGGGAACAUAAAGAGCUGGUGAUCUGAUUAUGGACUGCCAUGUGUACUGUACUUUGAGACCAACGUGCCUUUAUAAAGGGGAAACAUUUCUUCAUGUCUAAACUCAGGAUAACAAAGACUGAACUUCUAGAACGAGCAGCGUAUCGGGCAGAGCGGACGCACUCCUCUUUGUGAACUACUGUCCUUCAGUGUGAAUGUACUGUAUGACUGGUCUCUUUUCUUGUCAAAUGAAGAAAAUAUGGAGGUAAUAAAUAUGCCUUUGUUUAAAAUUUA